AUGGAAUUGUAUUUUACUGCUGCAAGGGUGCCUGACGCGGAAAAGUUGAAUAUUACCACAAUGUAUUUGUCGGGUGAUGCGAAACUUUGGUGGAGGACUCGUAAUGUAGACGAUGUAAGUGUUGGUCGUCCUAGAAUUGAUACAUGGGAUAAGCUAAUCAAAGUAAUGCUUGAUCAAUUUCUUCUUAGCAAUGCAUCUUGGCUUGCUAGGGAUAAAUUGAAAAGGCUAAGGCAGACGGGUUCAGUGAGGGAAUACAUAAAUGAAUUUACCUCUGUGAUUUUAGACAUACAGAAUAUGUCUGAUGAGGAUAAACUUCACAACGUCAUUUCGAGCAUGCAAGGCUGGGCUCAAAACGAACUAUGGAGGCAGAAUGUUAAAGAUCAGCCCGGGGCAAUUGCUGCUGCCAAUUCGUUAGUGGAUUUUCGGAUGACUCGUCGUUCGACAGACGUCCCCUCCAUUUCAAAAACUAAGAAAAAGAAUGAGAAGAAAGGUAAACGGAGAAAGGAUAGUUGUAAAGAUAAUACAAAUGAUAAAGGAAAGGCACAAAUGAAGGAUUGA
Messenger RNA from Solanum lycopersicum (tomato), 558 nucleotides. Lineage: Eukaryota; Viridiplantae; Streptophyta; Magnoliopsida; Solanales; Solanaceae. The record is from RefSeq and is a predicted model, not a curated record.